Molecule: messenger RNA, 1224 nt
Organism: Brassica napus (rape)
Lineage: Eukaryota; Viridiplantae; Streptophyta; Magnoliopsida; Brassicales; Brassicaceae
Product: protein TIFY 11A
Exons: 4
Coding region: 271-1074 (267 amino acids)
Biological process (GO): regulation of jasmonic acid mediated signaling pathway; regulation of defense response; response to wounding
Cellular component (GO): nucleus
Source: RefSeq, a predicted model, not a curated record
AAUUUUCAUUUAUCAAUAAAAAGUAAAAUUACUACAUACUGAAAAAGAAGAAUAAGAAAAUAAAACAAAAAAAAAAUUAUUUUCAUCUUUAUUUAUUUAUUGGAGGCUAUUAAAAGCCACAGAAAAUGAGUUUAUAAAACACAUGAGCGAGCUCGACGCAUCCCACUUCUCUUUCUUCCAUUUGACGCACAGAAAAAGGAAAAAUAAGAUAACAAAUACAUAACUAAAAACAAACAGAAUUCUGGAGAAUCUCUCCUUAUUAUUCACAAUAUGUCAAGAAAUGAAGAUGGUAAGGCACCACCGCCGGAGAAGUCCAACUUCACCCGGCGAUGUAGUUUGCUCAGCCGUUACUUGAAGGAGAAGGGUAGUUUCGGUAAUAUAGAUCUUGGAUUGGUCCGAAAGCCUGGUCCGGAUCUCGGGUUACCCGGAAACUCUGAUCAACAAGAGAAACAAAAAGUGAUGCAUAAGGCAAAUUCGGAACUCAAAGCCCUUAAUGUCUUAGGCGAACCCUCUAGUUCAUUUGGAGGCAAAGCCAAAGCUACCAAUCUCAGUGAACCAUCAGAGCCAGUUAGUUCUCAGCUGACAAUAUUCUUUGGAGGAAAAGUUCUAGUAUACAAUGAGUUUCCUUCAGACAAAGCUAAAGAGAUAAUACAGGUAGCAAAAGAAGCCAAGUCUGUGACUGAUAUUAACAUUCAGACACAAAUCAAUGUCCAAAAGGACCACAACAAAAGCAACAUGGUUCUUCCUGAUCUCAACGAGCCCACAGAUACUGCGGAUGUCAAACAACAGCAACAACAACAAAACCAGCUCGUGGAACGUAUAGCACGUAGAGCUUCCUUACAUCGCUUCUUUGCUAAACGUAAAGACAGGGCUGUGGCUAGAGCUCCAUACCAAGUUAACCAAAAUGGUGGUGGUCAUCAUUAUCCUCCGAAGCCAGAGACUGUACCUGGUCAACAGCUAGAGCAGGGACAGUCGUCACAACCACAACGACCGGCUCAACCCAAACCAGAAUGUGAUAAAGAUAUGUUGAUGGAAGAAGGCCAGUGUUCGAAAGAUCUCGAACUUAGGCUAUAAUCAAAUUUUGUUAAAUAUUUGUAAGAAACUUAAACUUAAGAUGAUCGUCUGACUUAUUUUAAAUGAUUUGCUUUGUACUAAAGUUUGCAAUCAAUUUUUAACUUGGAUAUUAAUAAAUGCAAUAGUGAAUUUAGUUGCAAUUUAUAACAA